Molecule: messenger RNA, 627 nt
Organism: Entrophospora candida
Lineage: Eukaryota; Fungi; Glomeromycota; Glomeromycetes; Entrophosporales; Entrophosporaceae
Source: the annotation of a GenBank genome assembly
AUGUCAGGUUUUCCAGAGUUUAAUUCCACCAAUAACCCCAAUAGAAUUUCUAGCAGUAGCACAAACUCUAAUCCUUCGGAUUAUGAAUCAUAUGGCGCGCUUGAUGAAACAUCAUCACAAAUUACAUUUAUAGCAGUGAUUACUAGUGUUUCCUCUCGUUUUUCUAAUACUGAAUACAUAAUGGAGGAUGGUACUGGACUGAUUUCUGUGAAGAUUUGGCAGGAUAGUACUGAUGAAGCAAAUGCAAAAAAUGAUGAUAUUAAGGAAAAUACAUAUGUUACUGUAUUUGGAAAUCUAAAAGUUCUUAACAAGGAACGAUAUGUGGUAGCUGUAAAAAUAAAACCUGUUACUGAUUUCAAUGAGAUCAGUUCUCAUAUUGGUCAUGUUAUCUUUGAUCAUUUAUACUUUAUAAAAAAUGUGAACUUAAAAAAUCCAUUAUACAAGGACAUAAUUGCUUUUGUUACUAAUGAUAAGAAUGGUGUUGGAACUAAUAUUAGUCAAAUGGCAAAUGCUUUAUCAAACAAACAUGGAUCUGAUAUGAUUGUUGUAAAUGCUGUUGAACAAAUGUGUUCGGAUGGAUUGCUUUAUAGUACUGUUGAUGAAUAUCAUGUUGGACUCACAUCUUAA